AUGUCUGUUCUACUUGUCUCUCGCCCCAGCACCACACCCCAACCAACCGACCCUUCAAGAUCUCCCACAGGCCUUUUUCAAAUGAGUGGUCUGUCGGCAUUGAUCAAAUCUCCCUUGUCCAAAAAGCACCAAGAUCCGAAAACCUCUCUCGUCUCGCUCAGCUAUCAGAUCGACACGCCUCCCACAGUUAUUCUCAACGAUCCUGAGAACCGCAAUAGUUCUCUCAUCAAAGGGAGGUUGGUCCUCGACGCACAUCAUAUCGUUGAGGUAGAGAGGCUCCACGCAAGCCUGCGCCUCUGUAUCAUCCAGAAGAAACCCUUCAAGAGAGGGUGCAGGCACUGCAAGAACCAAAUAACCGAAUUGAAGCACUGUUCCUUCAUCACGCCAACCGCCACUCUCCAGCGCGGAAAGUACGAGUAUCCCUUCUCUUAUCGAGUCCCCGACGACCUGCCGCCUUCUUUGGACACGUGUAUUGCAUCUGUCUCAUACGAGUUUGAAGCAGAGGCCUGUGUUCGACGAAAGGGCCAAUUGAGCGGAGACCCCAGGAUUGUGACACUUAAACGCAGUCUCGAUGUGGCACGCUCGCUAUUGGUCCCUAAUUCAACACUGUACUCGAGGCGUAUCUUUCAGGCAGCUGGGAUAGAGAUUGGUUGUCAUUUCGGCUCCAUCAUCGACCCCAAUGGCACCCACAAUGUGCGCCUGACAAUGGACGGCCUCACGAGUUAUCCUGGAAAUGGAGAAAAUGUUCAGAUCUGGAGACUGUGGAAGGGCGCUUGGAGGUUGGAGGAAACCGUCAGAACGAUUGCAUUAGCCUGCGAUCGCCACGCAAAUGAGAUCGAGGGGUCCGAGGAUGACAAGGUUCAUAAGCGCAGCAAAGUGACCGUCUUGGGAGAAGAUGGUAUCUACAGCGGGUGGAACUCAGACGACAUUCUUGGGACUCUUGACAUGGAGUUUGCCUUUUCCUUGAAAAAGACCAAAGGCCGUGCUAUCAACUACGCACACGAUACAGGCCACGGAGACGAGGUAGAAGUAACUCACGCGCUGGUUGUCGAGCUGAUGCUCGUCAAGGAGUAUUUCCCCAAGGGAAGACCCGACCUAUCCAUACGAACAGGCGUGGCGAGGAUACUGCGUUCUCAGCACCGAGUCGUUUUAAGCGACUUUGCGAGGGUAUCGAAUGUUCCGGUGGACGAGUGUUUACCGUUCUACCAAGAGCUGUACCCUAGUCCCCCGAUAUACGAAGAUGAUGGCUCCAUGGAAGAGACCACGAUGCAACCUUAG
This is a messenger RNA of Fusarium keratoplasticum, 1278 nucleotides long. Its product is annotated as LDB19 domain-containing protein. The record is from RefSeq and is a predicted model, not a curated record. Lineage: Eukaryota; Fungi; Ascomycota; Sordariomycetes; Hypocreales; Nectriaceae. The transcript has a single exon. Bases 1 to 1278 code for a protein of 425 amino acids.